Molecule: messenger RNA, 543 nt
Organism: Enterospora canceri
Lineage: Eukaryota; Fungi; Microsporidia; Enterocytozoonidae
Source: the annotation of a GenBank genome assembly
AUGUUUGGUUCCCAAAAGAAAGAGGAAGUGAAGCGCGCUGAGACAGCAGUUGAUGCAAAUGUGGUCAAAGCAAAUGAAGCCCUGACCAAUUCAGCAGUUGCGAGAAAACUGCCUAAAAAAGUUAAGAAUCUUGGAACAGAAGAUCUUCUGAAGUUUGCUGCUGUGGUGAAAGUGUGCUAUUUCUUUCCGCUUUUUGUCGCCUGUGAUUUGGUGGCCACUUCAAGAAGCGACAACUGGUUCAUCAAGUUCUUCUCCAAGUUCGCAACGUGGAUAUGCUACGUUGUGUUCAUUGAUUUCGUCAAUUACGGAAUAUACUUCCUAGAAUUGUACGACAUGAAAGGAAUAUGCUAUAUCACAACAUUCAUCAAACAGGCCAUAUCAGCACUCUUCUUGCUUGCAAUGUUCUUCACAUUGUCAGGUUUGAUUGCCAAAGUAUCCAUCAUUUUCAUGGCAUGUGGUUCACUGUAUGUUGAUGCAGUAUUUCUCUUAUAUUUGGACAUUUAUUUCAAGGAACUUACUGGAGAUGACAUGCUGAAUCCAUAG